UCUGCACUCAGCACAACUAAACUGAACGAAACGGACCAAUUUUCUCUCAUCGCCAAAACCAACCAAACCCCUAAAUCCCCAAUUUGGCAUGGCAGGCAUGUCUUCCCGAACGAAGGGUCCAAGGAAUCGUGAACUCAAACGGCUGCAGGCCGAAAAGCCUCUGUUCAUCCAAAAACGAGAUAAGCCUGCGGGUAGCAAGGUCAGAAAAUCAAAGCAUCAUUCUCCUGCUGGGCCUUCACAUGGUGCUGUGACAUCUUCUCGUUUCUCCAGUGCCGAUGGUAAACAUAGUGCUGAUGGCAGCAAGGUGACUCAACAAGAGCUUGCCAAAAUGUGUGCUAUCCGUGACUGGUGCAAGGAUUCUUGUUCUUACUACAAUCCCAAGGAACUCCGUAGUCCUCCUGGUGCCGAGCCGUUAGAACGAAAGGUUGCCACUUGUCCCCACCAGGGUAUGCUUGUAACAAGAAUGUUUUUAGUUUCAUGUUUUGUAAACCCGAUUGUGCCCGUAGUGCUACUGAUUCUGUCCUUUCAGGCCGUGCUUUUGAUCGCUGCAACAUCAAAGAUAACUCUAGUGCUCCUGGUAGCGAUGAAGAACAAAAGGCCACUAAACACUUGGAGAUGACAGUUGACACUUCUGCUCCUGUGUGUUUGUCGUCGAUUCCUAAGGAGCAUCUCCUGUUCGAUCCUCCUGGUUCUAUUUGGUAACCUGGGGGUUUGCUUCAGCCGGGUAUUUUGAGAAAUAAAUCAUCAACAAUGAUCUCCGGAGAAUGAAAUCCUGCCUAGUUUGUGUGAGAAUUAAAGGUUUGUGAGGAUGGUAAACUGGGAUUUGCUCCAGCUGUGUUGGAGAUGGAAGUGUUCUAUUGUGUUCGCACCCUGACACUAAUUUAUUUCCCAAAUGUUUGUGAGGAAUUUCUCGAUAUAUAUUUAUAUAUAUUAGAAACGGUUAAAUACCGAUGGGUUAUUAAAGGUUUAUUUCAUUUUUGAUUAAUUGUUUAA
This is a messenger RNA of Rosa rugosa (rugosa rose), 993 nucleotides long. RefSeq lists its product as uncharacterized. The record is from RefSeq and is a predicted model, not a curated record. The transcript is spliced from 10 exons. NCBI's taxonomy places the organism in Eukaryota, Viridiplantae, Streptophyta, Magnoliopsida, Rosales, Rosaceae. Bases 89 to 619 code for a protein of 176 amino acids.